UCAUUAACAUUCCUCACUUGUGGGUGUGAAGCUGAAAGGAUCUCCGGCGCGCCGAGCGGAGACGCGCAGAGUCCCUGUGCGUUCAGAGGAGGAGGAGGUAUCAGCUGCCGGCAGGAGGAGAGAGAGAAUAGGAGGAGCGGAAGAAGAGACAGCAGACCUCCACAUCACAGGCUGCUGGUGUCCUCUCAGAGCAGAAAAACGCUCCUUUUUUCCCACAGAUUAAUUUGGUUUUCUCCCCAAGGCUGAAGGUGUCCAAUAUGAGUUGGAUCUAACGUCUCCGGAGAGUAAAAAGGAAUAUCAGAAUCCCCUGGUGGAUGUGGUCACCUAAACUGUGGACAUGGAAAAGAUAGUGAAUUUAUCCCUUUCUGUUCUGCUGGUUUUAUGGGGAUGCGCGCACGGAGGCUCGCCCAGUGUCCAGAUUGGGGGACUUUUUCCAAGGGGCGCGGAUCAAGAAUACAGCGCUUUUCGGAUAGGAAUGGUUCAGUUUGGCACCUCGGAAUUCAGAUUGACGCCUCACAUUGACAAUCUGGAAGUGGCGAACAGUUUUGCUGUUACCAACUGCUUCUGUUCACAGUUCUCCAGAGGAGUGUACGCCAUUUUCGGAUUCUACGACAAGAAGUCAGUCAACACCAUCACGUCUUUCUGUGGGACGCUCCACGUCUCUUUCAUCACACCCAGCUUCCCCCUGGAUGGGAAUCAGCAGUUUAUCAUCCAGAUGAGACCUGAUAUCAAGGGGCCCCUGCUCAGCCUCAUCGAGUACUACAAGUGGGACAAGUUUGCCUACCUGUACGACAGUGAUCGAGGCCUGACAACGCUGCAGGUUGUUCUGGACACGGCUGCAGAGAGGAAAUGGCAAGUGACAGCCAUCAACGUGGGCAACUUAAAAGAUGAGAGGAAGGACGAGGCCUACCGCUCGCUGUUCCAAGAUCUGGAGAACAAGAAGGAGAGGAGGGUGAUCCUGGACUGUGAGCAGGACAAAGUCAAAGACAUCAUGGAGCAGGUCAUCACAAUUGGUCGACAUGUUAAAGGCUACCACUACAUUAUCGCCAAUCUGGGUUUCAUUGAUGGCGAUCUUUCCAAAAUCCAAUAUGGCGGUGCCAACGUGUCAGGCUUUCAGAUCGUUGAUUUCGAUGACCCUUUGGUGUCAAAGUUCGAUCAAAGGUGGGACGCCUUAGAAGAGAAGGAGUACCCCGGUGCGGACAGUAAAAUAAGGUACACAUCAGCGCUGACUUAUGACGCGGUGCAGGUGAUGACGGAGGCCUUCCGCUAUCUGCACAAGCAGCGCAUCGACUUCACCAGGAGGGCCAACAACGGGGACUGCCUGGCCAACCCUGCUGUUCCCUGGGCUCAGGGAGUGGAGAUCGAGAGAGCGCUGAAACAGGUGCGUGUGGAAGGCCUGACAGGAAACAUCCAGUUUGAUCAACACGGCAAGCGAGUCAACUACUCUGUGAACAUCAUGGAGUUAAAGACGAACGGUCCAGUAAAGAUCGGAUACUGGAAUGAAGUCGAUAAAAUGGCUGUCACCAAAUCAGACGUCUUUGCAAACGAAUCGACAGGAAUGGAAAACAAAACAGUUAUUGUCACCACCAUCUUGGAAGCGCCGUAUGUCAUGCUGAAGAAGAACGCCGACCUUUUUGUCGACAAUGAGCGCUACGAGGGUUACUGUGUAGAUCUGGCUGCGGAGAUAGCCAAGCACUGCGGCUUCAAAUAUCAACUGAAGAUUGUGGGGGAUGGGAAAUAUGGAGCCAGAGAUGCAGAGACCAAGAUCUGGAAUGGGAUGGUUGGAGAGUUGGUGUAUGGGAAAGCGGACAUUGCUGUGGCUCCCCUGACCAUCACUUUGGUCCGAGAGGAGGUGAUUGACUUCUCCAAACCCUUUAUGUCUCUGGGAAUCUCCAUCAUGAUAAAGAAGCCUCAGAAAUCCAAACCAGGAGUCUUUUCUUUCCUGGACCCGCUGGCCUACGAGAUCUGGAUGUGUAUUGUUUUUGCCUACAUUGGCGUCAGCGUGGUGCUGUUCCUAGUCAGCCGCUUCAGCCCCUAUGAGUGGCACACUGAAGAGUACGAGGAUGGGCAGAUCCAGACUAAUGAGUCGACUAACGAGUUUGGAAUAUUCAAUAGUCUGUGGUUCUCCCUAGGAGCGUUUAUGCGUCAAGGGUGUGAUAUCUCACCAAGAUCUCUGUCUGGGCGCAUUGUCGGUGGGGUUUGGUGGUUCUUUACUUUGAUCAUCAUCUCCUCCUACACUGCAAACCUGGCUGCUUUUCUCACUGUGGAGAGGAUGGUCUCUCCCAUUGAAAGUGCAGAGGAUUUGGCUAAACAGACAGAGAUCGCGUAUGGGACACUGGACUCUGGCUCCACCAAAGAGUUUUUUAGGCGCUCAAAAAUCGCCCUCUUUGACAAAAUGUGGACUUACAUGCGGAGUGCAGAGCCCUCUGUGUUUGUUAAAACCACAGCCGAGGGGGUUCUGAGAGUCCGCAAGUCCAAGGGAAAGUACGCCUAUCUACUCGAGUCCACAAUGAACGAGUACAUCGAGCAGCGAAAACCCUGCGACACCAUGAAGGUGGGAGGCAACCUGGACUCCAAAGGCUACGGGAUCGCCACACCGAAAGGAUCCUCAUUAAGAAAUGCGGUUAACCUCGCAGUACUAAAACUGAAUGAGCAAGGCCUGUUGGACAAAUUGAAAAACAAAUGGUGGUACGACAAAGGAGAGUGCGGCAGCGGGGGAGGUGAUUCCAAGGAGAAGACGAGCGCCCUCAGCCUGAGCAACGUGGCUGGGGUCUUCUACAUUCUGGUCGGAGGACUCGGCUUGGCCAUGCUGGUGGCCUUGAUUGAGUUCUGUUACAAGUCCCGAGCCGAGGCGAAACGAAUGAAGAUGACCUUUGGGGACGCCAUGAGGAAUAAAGCGAGACUUUCCGUCACUGGGAGUACUGGGGAGAAUGGUCGGGUGAUGACUCCAGAGUUUCCAAAAGCUGUCCAUGCUGUCCCGUACCCGAGACCUGACAUGGGACUAAACGUCAGCCUGACAGAUCUGUCCUGAUGGAUGAGAAACUUCUGAGUGCCUUACAAUGGUUUCAAUAGAGCGAUUUUUUUCUCGUGCCCUUCCCUCCCUCCUUCUGUUCUGGCGCUUCUUUUCUGUCUCUGUUGAAAAGGGAAAGGUAGAAGAUGGAGGCUUCAUUUUGUCACCCACAAAGACUCAUAUUGUUGCUUUCUGUCUCUAUUUCUCACUGUAUAAAACGCCUCCCUCUCUGGGUGGAAUUACAUCUCAGAAUGAAAAGGGAGGCUCUUUUUUCUAAACUGAUGACACCAUGCUUUUCCUAUCUAUCUGUCUGGACUGGACUGAGACGGAAACGAGGGCUUGAUUGACGGCAACGGCUGCUUCUGGGAGUUUCUGUCAUCUUUACUGCGUGUGUGCGCGUGUGUGUGUGAAAGGAUUGGGUGUGUGUGGUUGUGUGUUGUGUGUGUGUCAGAGGAAGAUGUCGUCAAAUACACACUGUUUCUGUAGCCACCACCGCCAAACAGAUUUUCAAGCACACUUGAUACCAUCUGCAUUAAGAUGUGAAAUCGUCUUUUUUUUUCUAAGAAAAUCUGAGAAAAAAGUUUAUUGAAAAAAAUAUUUUUAUGUAUUUUCACACAAUAGCUUUUAAAUAAACUUGCUUACAUACUG
Notolabrus celidotus (New Zealand spotty) is the source of this 3658-nucleotide messenger RNA. RefSeq names its product glutamate receptor, ionotropic, AMPA 2b (gene gria2b). Bases 338 to 3031 code for a protein of 897 amino acids. Gene Ontology annotation, biological process: modulation of chemical synaptic transmission; synaptic transmission, glutamatergic; monoatomic ion transport. The transcript has 16 exons. Gene Ontology annotation, cellular component: postsynaptic membrane; dendritic spine; plasma membrane. Gene Ontology annotation, molecular function: transmitter-gated monoatomic ion channel activity involved in regulation of postsynaptic membrane potential; AMPA glutamate receptor activity. Lineage: Eukaryota; Metazoa; Chordata; Actinopteri; Labriformes; Labridae. The record is from RefSeq and is a predicted model, not a curated record.